Messenger RNA from Cloeon dipterum, 1488 nucleotides. Its product is annotated as prostate stem cell antigen. The record is from RefSeq and is a predicted model, not a curated record. The coding region runs from base 267 to 761 and encodes 164 amino acids. NCBI's taxonomy places the organism in Eukaryota, Metazoa, Arthropoda, Insecta, Ephemeroptera, Baetidae. The transcript has 3 exons.
UUGCCAAGGAGAAGUCGGUAGUGCACUUUUCGCGCCACGGCCGACCGCAAUCUAUACCGUUCACUUGCUCGCGAAUAAAAAUUUCGAUUCGGCGUAUAAAAGAAGCGAAAAGACGCGAUUAUUUCUUGCCAGGGGGGCGCGUGCGCCCUUGCGGGGGAGCGUCGGUCGGACGAGCACCACCGUGCUGGAGAUCAGCUGAGGAAAACACCAACCACUUGGUUGUUAUUGCUGCUGAACGAAACGUGUGAUCCGAAGCCCCUACGAAGAUGCUGUGCCGCCUCACCUUAUGCCUGCUGCUCUACCUGUUCAACCUACACCUUGCCUCAGGUGAACUUCUCAGUCGUGAGCACAAAACGUACGCAGCGUCGGAGAGAGCAAACAACUUGACCUGCUAUAGUUGUAGCUCCCUUGAGGAUGGUGAAAAAUGUGCCAAUAUAACUUUAAACUCAUCCCGCGAAGAGUUAGAGAAAUUCGCAAGAAGUUGCCCCGACGAUAUGAGGAUAUGCAUAGUCAAACGCAUUUCUUACACGACCAGCAACGAGAACUCGACCUCGACGCCGAAAAUGUGGUCCCUGGAGAGGAACUGUUCGAGCAAAUGCGAGCCAGGCUGCAUAGUGAUCGGGGAACGCACCAAGUUGUACGCGUGCACAAACUGUUGCGACACAAAGCUGUGCAACGUGGGCAAGGCCACGGCCUGCAGGCGGCCGGCGGCCAGUCUGCUGCUGCCCACGCUGGCGACACUGCUGCUCUUUCCCGUCUGACCCCAUUUGAAUACACACUAUACUGACUAAAAUUAUUUUAUUAACAAAAUGCGCCAUCACCGAAACGUCGUUCUUCCCGUGUUCCAAAGUAAAGAAAACGGUUGUUGCGCGAGUUCAUGCAAUUCUAAAUGGCGGCUUUGCAUUGCGACCGUUUCCUGUUGGGCUUGAAAAGUCCGAAUCUCUUUGUUUUACACCCUGGACCAACAAAUUAGUUUCAGUGGACACAAUCAAAACAAAUUAAGCAAUUGGAAUCAAUGACCUGCAGAUGACUAAUUUCAUCCAAUCCGAUUUUAUACACAAAAAGCACGAAUUUACUACUUUUAAAUCAAACCGAAAAUGUAGCCAAAUGUGUUGAGUUAAUCUUUACAGUUUAUGCACAAACUUAGUGAUCAUUAGAUAGCAGAGGUCUCGUUGCCAGCCGCUAGAUUGUAGCUCAGCGGCUGGCCUCUUGAUUUCAGUAAGUUGAAAAAUGUUCCAAAGCCAAAUUUUAUAGAGCUUACUAUAACUAGCCCAAAGACUUUAAAGAAAGAUUUAAGCCAAUUUCUUUUUUCAUCCUUUUGUCUUGCGGCUGGAAGCUGACUGCAUGAUAAAAUUGGCGGCUGGCUGAGUGAGAUCUCAAGAAGUUUGAUAAAUGUUAAAUUAAAUAUAUAUACGAAUUCAAUUACUACCACGCAUAAUGUUAUGAAUUAAGAAAUUUAUUAAUAAUAAUCAAAAUACAAACUUAAAA